AAAACCGCUGCUCACCGAAUAUUUCCAUUUCUACCCUUUCCUCGCCUCCGUCCCCUGCCGCCGCCGCAGCCAUGGCGUCGCGGCGCUGCCUCCUGCGCCUCCUCUCGAGCCGCCUCGUUCCUCAGAGAUCUCAACAUCUUGCACCGGUCUCGAUCGCGACCCGAACCCUGACCUCUUUGUCCGAGCCCCUCGGCUCCCCAGCUCCCCGGGCCCUCGCCUCCCCCCGGCUGUACUACCCCUCGCGCUGCCACUUCGCGACCCGCUCCUCCGGCGACGAGGACGACGAAGAAGACGAAGAAGAGCACUACGACGACGAGGGGAGCGAGGGGGAAUGGGGGGACGAGGAGGAGGCGGUGGCGGCGAAGAAACCGAGCGGGAAGACGGAAGAGGAGAAGGUAGCGGAGGCGGCGGAGAUCGGCUACAAGGUGUUGGGACCGCUCGGGGCUGACGAGAAACCCUUCAAGCCCUACGAGCCUGUCUUCGCUGUCGUACAGAUCGGCUCGCAUCAAUUCAAGGUGAGCAAUGGCGAUUCCAUCUUCACGGAGAGGUUGAAGUUCUGUGAUGUGAAUGACAAGUUGGUCCUAAACCGAGUUCUCAUGCUUGGUUCGCAAACUCAAACAGUUAUUGGGAGACCAAUACUACCUGAUGCUGCUGUUCAUGCUGUUGUAGAAGAACAUGCCUUAGAUGCAAAAGUGAUCAUAUUCAAGAAGAAACGCAGAAAAAAUUACCGCCGAACAAAGGGCCAUCGCCAGGAGUUGACAAAACUGAGAAUAACCAACAUUGAAGGAAUAGAUAAGCCAGAGACUGCUGCUGUUGCCGCCUAAAUUCAGGGCAAAGAGAGAAGUAACAGCGCGAUUUGUUUAUGGCAGCAAGGCCUGCCUAGGCAAUCAUUUUGGCCGGUCUUAUAAGUUCAGUCAGAUUUUGAUAGUCGAUACCAGUGAAAUGAUGCUUCUUUUCUUGUUAAUUCAAAGGUUAGAAGCUGUCAGCAUUCGGACUCGGGUACAAUAUCUGACAUGAUGCCAAUGCACUGAGCAGUUUGGGUGGUGUGGAUCGGCUGUUGUAGUUUACAGUGACACUUAUUUUUCAUUCUUGGUUAGCUUUUCUGUGCACAUCCUUUAUACAUGUGUUCUGAACUUCUGAUACGUCAGUUCCAUGUUGAUUACUAGAGUGUAAUAAUGAAACCGCAGUGCUUCGUUUCUGCCUGGUUCGAUGUCUGAAACUGUAAGCCCUGGCCUGUGCAAAUGUAGCUGCAAACCUUACGCU
Sorghum bicolor (sorghum) is the source of this 1263-nucleotide messenger RNA. RefSeq names its product 50S ribosomal protein L21, mitochondrial. The coding region runs from base 72 to 824 and encodes 250 amino acids. NCBI's taxonomy places the organism in Eukaryota, Viridiplantae, Streptophyta, Magnoliopsida, Poales, Poaceae. Gene Ontology annotation, cellular component: ribosome. Gene Ontology annotation, molecular function: structural constituent of ribosome; RNA binding. Gene Ontology annotation, biological process: translation. The transcript is spliced from 5 exons. The record is from RefSeq and is a predicted model, not a curated record.